Molecule: messenger RNA, 2140 nt
Organism: Coccinella septempunctata (seven-spotted ladybird)
Lineage: Eukaryota; Metazoa; Arthropoda; Insecta; Coleoptera; Coccinellidae
Product: glucose dehydrogenase [FAD, quinone]-like
Exons: 3
Coding region: 171-2042 (623 amino acids)
Molecular function (GO): ecdysone oxidase activity; flavin adenine dinucleotide binding
Source: RefSeq, a predicted model, not a curated record
UAAAGAACUUCGCGCUAGUCGUGGAUUAUACCUGGUCGGUUUAACGCGUCAUAAGCGCGGAAAAAAAAAUUGAUAGCUGAAAGUUCUCAAGACGUGUUUUUCGGGCGAUUUGAGAAGUUCAGUUGAGUUCAGGGUGGUUGUUUUCGAAGAGGAGAAGUGUCUCAUAAAACAUGACGGCAUUUGGCCUCUACCAACACCAGCCCAUAUCAUGCCCGAGCAGCGUGACAGGGGAUGCUGGAAUCUUCUUCCUAACCCUCAUAAACACUCUCUUUGCGAACCAAUGUGAGUUAGGUAGUAAAGAUGAUUACCCUGUAGACGCUGGCGCUGCAUUGGUGGAUAACGACGUAUUUGAUUUCAUUAUCAUCGGAGCAGGCACAUCUGGGUCUACUGUGGCAUCGAAACUAGCCAGUAAUUCAACUAAUAAAGUUCUUUUAUUAGAAGCAGGCGGGUACCCUUCACCUACCAGCGAUAUUCCCGCAUUCCAUUUGAGUCUACAAGAGACGAUAGAGGAUUGGCAGUUCCAUACUGAAAAGUCCAACAAUUCCUGUCUGGGUUUCAAGAACGGAAGAUGCCUCAUACCUAGUGGAAGAGUCUUGGGAGGUUCGAGCACCAUCAAUUCCAUGCUGUACACAAGAGGUGGUAAGCACGUAUACAAUGCUUGGUUGGAAGAAGGCAAUAUCGGGUGGGCAUAUCAAGAUGUCUCUCCGUAUUUCAAGAAAUCUGAGAAAUUGGAAGCGCAUGAACUCCUAACAGCCAAACUGUAUGGUACUGAAGGUCUCCUUCCUCUCACCAGAAAUAGACUUCAUCAACCUAUUAGGAACACAAUUUUGGAUUCCGCGAAGGAGCUAGGUUAUAAAGUAUACAACCACGAAACCCAAAUCGGAUUUUUCGAGGCUUUGCAAACGAUCAAAAAAGGCGUACGACAGAAUGCCGCCAAAGUUUUCCUGGGAGAAUACAAAUCUCUGCCGAAUCUCAAAGUAGCAACCGAGGCCCUUGUGGAGAAAAUCAUCAUCGAUAAGGAUCUGAAGGAAGCUAACGGUGUCAAAGUGAACAUCGGAGACAGAACUAUAAGUUUAUAUGCGGAAAAAGAAGUUAUUGUUUCUGCUGGUGCCAUUAACUCCCCAAAACUCUUGAUGUUAAGUGGCAUAGGACCCAGGGAACACCUGGGGUCACUUGGAAUUGAUACUAUCCAUGAUAUCAAGGUUGGAAACAACUUGAAAGACCACUUUAUGUACCCUAUAUUCGCUGUGAAAGUAAACGAAUCCGCUAUGAAAUACCUAUCACUCAAUCCCACUGAGGAACUCUAUAGAUAUUUUGCUAAUAGAGAAGGAAUAUUAUCAACCACAGGUUUGAAUAAUUUGAUUGGUCUUGUGAGUACCAAGAAUCACUCAAUGGACCCCAAUAUCAAACUUGGAUACACCAUUAUUCCACGUCAAGAUGCCUUCAUUCUUACGCAGUACAAAAGAAUAUUCAAUUUGGAGGAAGCCACAUUCAAAUCUUUGGCAGAUGCAAAUAAGAAUUCACAUCUUCUCUUAGUCCAUAUAACCCUUCUCGAUGCUAAAUCUAGAGGACAAGUCAUGCUAAAGACUAAGAGUCCCCAUGACAAACCCAUAGUAGAUCCUGGGUACCUUUCCGAAGAAGUAGACGUAGAGGUACUACUCCAAGGCAUAAGAAUAGUUGAAAAACAAAUCGAAACAACGUCUUUCAGGAAAUUAUCAGCAAAACAGGUUCACGUGGAUAUUCCCAACUGUAGGAAACAUAAAUUCAAGACUGACGAUUACUGGAAAUGUGCCAUAAGGAAUGUUGGUACCACCGGAUAUCACUUGGUUGGUACUUGCAAGAUGGGUUUGUCUAUAGACCCUCAUUCUGUAGUCGACCCACUUCUAAAGGUUCAUGGCGUCGGUAAAUUGAGGGUUGUAGAUACUAGUGUAAUUCCAACGAACACCUAUGGUGAACUUGCUGCUGCAGCUAUGAUGGUUGGUCAAAAGGGAGCACAGUUGAUUAUGAAUGGGUUCGAUGCUAUCAAACACUUCAGGUUCUGAAUGGUCCUUGUUGCUUGAUUAUUUGCUCAAUAUUUAAGACGAUAAUAGCCUUUUUUAUAAUGUAGUUUUGUUGAAUAAAUUAUUCACUAAAAAUUGAA